CGAUCAUCGAUGAAAAUGUAGGCGAAGGAUACAAUUAAAUCGAUUGGUAAAACACACUCAGCUUGCAUAAGACCUCCUUCAGCUCCGUUGUUGAUCAUUCAGGCGUAGUAUGGCCAAGACAAGGAUUCUGCUACUUAUUGUACACAUAAGUCUCCUACUGUCCUCAGAAGGAAAGGUCACAUUCAAAAUGGCAGGUAUUGUAAGUACAGAUGAAAAUGGUCUCACAUUUGAAGAAGCUGUAAGAAAAGCCAACCAAGAUUUGCCGGCUGAUUUAGAAUUCCAGGCUCUUUACAUCAAAAUGGAUGCUAAUCCAAUUCGAUCUGCUUUGAACUUGUGCAGUGCUGUGAUAUCUAAGGGAGUUCAUACAGUUAUAGUAAGCAAGCCAGAGAAUUCGGACAACAAUCCUCCUAUCUCUGUGUCCUAUACCUGUGGCUUCUACUCUAUCCCAGUCAUUGGUAUAUCAGCAAGAGACAGUUCAUUCUCAGACAUGACUGUCCACAAGACCUUCCUGCGUACAGUACCACCCUACUUCCAUCAAGCUGAUGUUUGGUUGAAGAUGCUUCAACACUUUGAAUGGAAUCAGGUUGUGUUCAUUCAUAGUAUGGACAUAGAAGGUCGUAUGAUUCUCAAUCGAUUCCAGUCCAAGGCAGAUGAAAUCUCUACUGAAAAAGUAAUAAAAUAUCCAUCGGGCGAUAAAAAUUAUAAACCUUACCUUCAACAACUAAGCAUCUUACAGUCCCGGGUAGUCCUGCUGUCAGCAACGCAAGAGGAUGCUGACCAGAUUUUCCAGGAUGCUAAAGCACUAAAUUUAACAGGAGAGGGAUACGCAUGGAUUGUUAGUGAACAGGCUCUGAGAUCUCCCUACGUACCAGAGGGUACCCUGGGCCUGAAGUUAUCCCAUGGAAAUAAUGAAAAGGCUCACUUAGAGGAUUGUGUCAGUCUUAUUGUGCAGACUGUCAAAGACCUUGUUAAUGGAACACUAAAGGAGAUAACAGACACCCCUAAUAGCUGUAACACAACAUCCUCCACGUGGCGUGCAGGGAAUACCAUUCUGAAGGCUCUCUUGGAUGCCAAGUUGGAAAAAGGCAAGACUGGACAGAUUGCAUUUGAUUCAUCAGGAGAUCGCCUGAAUCCUGUCUACUAUUUUCAGAAUGUUCAGCUGAAAAAUGGAAAGCCUAGCAUUGAAAAUAUUGGCUUCUAUGGAAAUCCAAAGGUCAUUAGUAAUGUUCUGGGAAUUAAUGAGUCCAAAAUAGUUUGGCCAGGCAAGAAGACAACCAGGCCAAGUGGAAUUAACAUCUCUACAGAAUUAAAGAUUGUGACUUUGGAAUCUGUGCCAUUUGUAUACACAAGAAAGAUGACCGAGAGUGACUCGUGUAACUGGGACAAGAAUGAGAGGUUAUGUCCCCUGGUAAAUGAAACAACAGGUAUUAAAGAAGACUACUGCUGCUGGGGAUACUGUAUAGACAUGCUGAUACAGAUAGCAGACAUGGUCAACUUUACAUACUCUAUUCAUCUAGGCUCUAGUGGAGAGUUUGGAUCUUACAAAAAGGUGAAUAAGACAGGGGAGAAGAAGUGGAAUGGUAUCAUAGCUGAACUCAUUGAUAAAGAAGCAGACAUGAUUGUAGCUCCACUGACAAUAAACCCAGAGAGGGCUGGCCGCAUCGACUUCUCUAAGCCAUUCAAGUACCAGGGCCUGACCAUUCUUGUCAGAAAGACAGCCACAGAGUCUAAAUUGGACUCAUUCCUGCAACCUUUUGAGGACACACUUUGGAUUUUGGUGGCGCUGUCUGUACAUGUGGUUGCACUGGUUCUCUACCUCCUGGACAGGUUCAGUCCAUUUGGUCGGUUUAAGCUGGCCAAAAAUAAUGACACUGAAGAGGAUGCCCUGAAUUUGUCAAGUGCCAUGUGGUUUGCAUGGGGAGUCCUCCUGAACAGCGGAAUAGGAGAAGGAACCCCCAGGAGUUUCAGUGCUAGAGUUCUUGGUAUGGUUUGGGCAGGCUUUGCCAUGAUCAUUGUGGCAUCUUAUACUGCUAACCUAGCUGCCUUCCUUGUUUUAGAUAGACCUGAAGCCUCCAUUACAGGAAUUGAUGAUGCCAGGCUGAGGAACCCUAAUGAAGAUUUUAAGUAUGCAACAGUGAGAAAUAGUGCAGUGGAAAUGUACUUUAAACGACAAGUGGAACUGUCCACUAUGUAUCGUCAGAUGGAACCACGAAAUUAUAAGACAGCUGAUGAGGCAAUCAGAGACAUUGUUAACAUGAAAUUACAGGCAUUUAUCUGGGACUCCUCUCGGCUGGAAUAUGAAGCAGGACAGAACUGUGACCUCAUAACUGUGGGGGACUUGUUUGGGCGGUCAGGACUGGGUGUGGGACUGCAGAAAAAGAGUCCAUGGACCUCCAAAAUCUCGAUGGCUAUUCUCAAGCUACAUGAAAAGGGAAAUAUGGAGGAUCUAGACAAUAAAUGGAUUUUAGAGGGAAGAAAUGAUUGUCCUGAGAAAGAUACAACACCUGCCACACUGGGAUUGACUAACAUGGCCAGUGUGUUUUUGAUGGUAGCAGGGGGCAUCAUUGCUGGCAUUAUUUUGAUUGUGAUUGAGAUAGCUUAUAAAAGACACAGAGGCCUGAAGGACAAGGAAUUAGAGCUGGCCAGAAAUGCUGCAGACCGCUGGAGGGGUAACAUAGAGAAAAGAAAAUUGUUAAGAGAAACUUGGCAUUAUAUGAAGGCACUAAAAGACAAAGAAGCCAUGGCCGAGAUUACAGAAGAAACCGAGAAAUGUUAAUCAGGAUGUUGCUGAUUUGUCCCUGUUCAUAAAUGUGAUGUAGAAAGAUUAAGUUAUGACAAAUAAGGAAGGCCCCAGUCUGAAUGGGCAUCUUAAAGCACAAAAAAAUCUUAAUAUGUGAGAGAAAUGUGAUGUGCCAAAUUAUUUCUAUUUUUGAGAUUUAGAGUUCAGUUUUAUUAUUUCGCAAAACUCUGCUUGUAGUCUUUAAUAUUGCAUUUCUUGAGAAACUGCUCUUAAGGCCUUGUAGCCACCGUUAUAAAGACUUAAUAAGAAAGAAAUAAAAGGUAGCCUGUGGUUAUGAAUACCUGUUCAGUAGAAACCAAUCAUUAAGAGAUCGAGUUAACUAUAAUCUGUAUCUCAAAACCAGACGUUACAUGUUAGAUAUGCCAAUUACUAUUUAGUGCUUAAGAACUCCAAUCAACCAUAAUCUGUAUAGCUAAACACUCCAGGUAACUAGAAGUAUAGCUAAACACUCCAGGUAACUAGAAGUAUAGCUAAACACUCCAGGUAACUAGAAGUUGUAGUUAGGUUAUCCAGUCAUCCAGAGUCUAUAGUUAAGAAUGCCAGUUAACCAGAAUCUGUACUUAAAUGUUACAAUCAAUCCAAAUCUGUAGUUAAGUAUUCCAUACAAGCAGAAUUUGUAGUUUAGAACUCUUGUUGACCAGAAUCUGUAGUUAGGAACUCCAAUCAACCUGAAUCUAUAGUUAAGUAUUUCAGUCAACCAGAAUUUGUAGUUAAGUGCUCCAGUCAUCCAGAAUCUGCAAGGUAGUUUAGUAUUCCAGACAACCAAAAUUUAUAGUUACAUGUAAUCACUCUUGCUAACCAGAAUCUGUAGUUAAGUACUCCAGUCAUCAAGAAUCUGUUAUUAAGUACUCAAGAUUACCAGAAUCCAUAGUUAUAAGUAUUCCAGUCAUCCAGAAUCCAUACUUAAGUUCUUUAGUUAACCAGCAUCUGUCAACUAGAAUAUGUAAUUAAGUAAUCCAGCUAAUCAGAAUGUCUACUUCUUUUUUGUUGUAAAUGAGAGAUGUGAUUUUUAUUCACCCCUGUCCUUGUUGUUGUUUUCCUUUAAAGAUAUUUAUUACAGAAAUUUGUUCUGAGUUUAAUUAAAGUUGAUUUUCAACAUA
Messenger RNA from Saccostrea echinata, 3900 nucleotides. Its product is annotated as glutamate [NMDA] receptor subunit 1-like. Gene Ontology annotation, biological process: regulation of membrane potential; ionotropic glutamate receptor signaling pathway; monoatomic ion transport. NCBI's taxonomy places the organism in Eukaryota, Metazoa, Mollusca, Bivalvia, Ostreida, Ostreidae. Bases 110 to 2776 code for a protein of 888 amino acids. Gene Ontology annotation, cellular component: plasma membrane; synapse; NMDA selective glutamate receptor complex. Gene Ontology annotation, molecular function: NMDA glutamate receptor activity. The transcript is spliced from 18 exons. The record is from RefSeq and is a predicted model, not a curated record.